This is a messenger RNA of Dimorphilus gyrociliatus, 580 nucleotides long. The record is from the annotation of a GenBank genome assembly. Lineage: Eukaryota; Metazoa; Annelida; Polychaeta; Dinophilidae.
GUAUUGUCUCUUCUCUGUCUGUUCAAUAAACAUGACAAAUAUAGAGAUGACAACUAAAGAGUUUAGCAAUAUUUCUAUUAAAGAUACCAAUUCGACGGCGAAAGCUUCAAAUGUUUUUAAUUUAGCUUCCGAAGGUCAAAUUGAUCAAUUGAAACAUCUCUCCAGACAGGAACUGCACAAACGUGACGAAAAUGGUGCCAGUGUUUUACUAUACGCUGCAAAAAAUAUGCAUGUAGAAGUUAUAAAAAUGCUUAUGGAAUUGAGUCCUAGUCUGUUCUUUACAAAUGAUAACAGAGGGCAAAAUGCGCUUCACUACGCCGCAAAGAAUACAAAACUUAAUGAUAUAGACAGAAUUCUAUCGUUCAUUAACAUCUGUACGAAAUUCGAUGAAAAUUGCCUAAAAGUUCAAGAUGAGAUCGGUCUAACUCCACUACAUGUGGCAGUAAGUAGAAACAAUGAAGAAUUUGUUAAAAGCUUAAUGAAGUAUAAAAGUUACUUGAACAUUGAGGCUGUCGAUAAUUUCGGAUCGACUGCUCUUAUUGAAAGCGUCAAAUGUGGUUGGACAAAUAUAUGCAGGUAA